Molecule: messenger RNA, 549 nt
Organism: Parnassius apollo (apollo)
Lineage: Eukaryota; Metazoa; Arthropoda; Insecta; Lepidoptera; Papilionidae
Source: the annotation of a GenBank genome assembly
AUGUUUGGCUGUAAAGCUAAAGUCGGAUUAAAUAGUAUUCCUAAAAAAGCGCUAGUUGAACUGUCAACAGAAGAAGAACUAGAAUCUAUACUGAAUGAAGACGAAAUCCAGUUGAAUAAGGAGAGGGAAACCGAACCCAAUAUUACCGACGCUGUGAUUAAUGAAGAUGAAGAAAUAGAAAGCGAUACUACAAUUUUAAACACUGAUUCGCCAAAUAUAAUUCCAAAUAACCUGACAGGAAAAUCUGAUAAAGAGACCGAAAACCAAGGAAAUACUGCAGAUCCGUCAAAAAUAACGCAAAGUGACCAAAAAAUAGUAAUAGCUCUCGAUAAAAAGAAACGAGAUAUAGGAAACAUCAGAAAAUUAGUUGGACAAUCUCUGAAAAAUCAAGCAGAUAAAAUGUUAGCUCUAUCUUCGGUAAAAUAUCCUGCUGUUAAUACAGGCUUUAAUGUAGUGGUAAAAAUUCCUGAUGUAGACCACGCCAAAGCCGAUGAUAGGAACAUUAUGGCUGUUGUAAUUUCUCGGAGACAGAAGGAAUGUAUAAGUUAG